UUGACCCCGUCUUGACUAGGAACUUGCCUUGAAGGUUUCCUUGGUUUACUACUUUUACACCAGAUAAAUAGAAACAAAAUUGCUUUGGCUUUGGCUUUAACUGACCUAUGUCUGCAACUUCAUCGCAGGUGGAUUGAGUUAGUAAUUAGAAGAAGCAUGGGUAGUGAGGAUACCAUAUAUGUUGCAGUAGGGGGAGUUGAAGAAAGUGAGCUCACUUUGCUAUGGGUUUUACAUAACCUUAAGCCUCGGAAAGUUUGCAUUCUUCAUGUUCAUCAGCCUUCCAAAAUGAUCUCAUCCAUGUACGGAGUCGAUGGGAAUUUAGCUGAAAUCAUUUUUGAUCAACAACAAAUCAGAGGUCUAGAGGAAGUUGGAAAGGACAUGAUGAACCGGAUCUUGGAUGAAUACCUUCUUUUUUGUAGUCAAGCUGGGGUCAGUGCCAUAAGGCUACAUAUUCAGAUGGAUGAUGUUGCAAAGGGGAUUGUGGAACUGAUUCGUCGGCACAAUAUCAAGAAGCUAGUGAUGGGCGCAGCAGCUGAUGAGCACUUCUCAGAGGGAAUGUGGCUGAUGUCUGAGAAAGCACAAUAUGUGAACGAAAAUGCACCAUUUUCAUGCCAAAUUUGGUUCAUUUGCAGGGACCACCUUGUCCACACAAGGUUUGAAACUGCGCAAUCAUCAAAUGCACCAAGUCCAUCUGGUUCUAGUUAUUUGACAAGUUCUACUGAAGCUGCUGGUAUUUUUGGCUCGACUGUGUCCGAGGAAAGAGAGGAGAGUGAAUGUGAGAUUGAGCUAUAUGACGUGCUUCACUCUGGAGAGGAAGGAAGUAGCAAUGAUCAACUAUUUGAUCGACUUGAACAGGCACUGAAGGAAGCUGAAUCAUCGAAUCAGAAAGCAUUCGAAGAGUCCGACAGGCGAGUUAAAGCUGAAAUGAAUGCUACCCGAGCUAUGCGCCAAGCAAAAAUGUUAGAAAGGUUGUACAAUGAAUGCAAGAGAGAAAAUGAGACAGCACUUGCGAAACAGAAUGAGAGCCUUGAAAAUAUUAAGAGGCUCAGAGAAGAAGAGCUUUCAGUUUCUAGGGAACAAAAUUCUAUACUGGAAAGCCGAGUUGCCAACUUGGAGAGCAGGAUGAAACAAUUGGAAGAUGAAUUAUCGUCAGCCGUGGAGCAGUUACAGGUUUCCCUGAAAGAACGAGAUGAGUUGCAAAUCGAGCUUGAAAAUAGUCAUAAAGUGAUUGAAGAGCUUUUGAGAAAACAAGCAGAAGAGACCUCAAGCACACAUAUGGACCAAUUCAACCUUGAUCAGUUGUCUGUAUCAGAGAUUCAUGAUGCAACUUUGGAUCAGUUAGAGAUAUGCCAGAAAGAAAAGGAUGAGCUGCUGGUUGAGCUUGAAAAUACUCGUAGAAUAAACGAAGAGCUUUUAAGAAAACAAUCCGAAGAUACCUCAAACUCUCAUUUGCAGCAACCCUUCAUAGAGUUCUCUCUGUCAGAGAUUGAGGAAGCAACUGAAGACUUUGACCAAUUGUAUAAGAUAGCAGAAGGAGCUCGAGGGAGUGUAUACUAUAAAUGUGCCCUACGUCACACUGAAGUGGUUAUAAAGGUGCUCGGCCGAAAUAGCUUUCAAGAUUCAAAUGAAUUCCUACAGGAGGUUGAUGAUUUGAUUAAAUUGAGGCAUCCGAACCUAGUAAAUCUCAUUGGAGCCUGCCCUGAGAAAAGGGCUUUAGUCUAUGAAUAUGUUCCUAAUGGAAGUCUUGAAGAUCAUUUGAACAGCAGGAACGACAUGCCCCCACUGUCAUGGCAAUCUCGGAUGCAUAUAGCUACUCAGCUAUGUUCUACACUAAUGUUUCUACAUUCUGGUAAACUAGUGCAUGGCAACUUAAAGCCGGGGAAUAUUCUCCUCGAUGACAACUUUGGCUGCAAACUUAGUGACUUUGGAUCUUGCCGUGCAUUCUCUCUCGUUGAAAACUCGAGCAAUAUGACAGAAUCAAGCAAUCCAAAUCCUUACCUUGAUCCUGAUUUUCGUAAUUCAAGAAGAGUAUCUCACAGUUUAGACUUAUACCCUUUUGGCAUCAUAGUAUUACAGUUACUUAGUGGGAGAUCAACUCAGGGUAUAGCCGAGAGUGCACAAAGCGAGCUAUUAAAUGGCGGAAAUCUGAGUUCCUUCUUAGAUUCUUCAGCUGGGAACUGGCCACACCAAGUUGCGCAGUUGACUCACUUGGCUAUAAGAUGCUGUGACAUAAACCGAAGCCGUCGACCUGAUCUUGCUUCAGAUGUUUUGAAGGUACUUGAAACGAUGAAACCUUCCAUAGCCUCAAUAGCAUAUGCUCCAGAGUCCAACGAAGAUAGCGAACCGCCAUCUUAUUUCCUUUGUCCCAUUUUACAGGCAGUUAUGAGUGAUCCGCAUGUGGCAGCCGACGGUUAUACUUAUGAGGCAACUGCAUUGCAGGAUUGGCUGGCUGACCAUGAUACUUCCCCUAUGACAAACCUCCGGCUUCCAAAUCUCAAUCUUAUCCCCAACUUUCCUCUUCGUUCUGCUAUUCAGCAAUGGCAGGAAAAACGUUGAAACUCUUUCUUGUUCCUCCAACAUGUUUGACUAUUCCCCUCAUGUUGUCUCUUUAAUGUUUAUAAAAAAUACAGUGUAAUACUAUGAUUCCUAUAUGUUGUUUGCAUAUAUAUUAUAAUGUCAGAGUUCAGAAA
Molecule: messenger RNA, 2690 nt
Organism: Gossypium arboreum
Lineage: Eukaryota; Viridiplantae; Streptophyta; Magnoliopsida; Malvales; Malvaceae
Product: U-box domain-containing protein 33-like
Exons: 9
Coding region: 157-2556 (799 amino acids)
Biological process (GO): protein ubiquitination; protein phosphorylation
Molecular function (GO): ubiquitin-protein transferase activity; ATP binding; protein kinase activity
Source: RefSeq, a predicted model, not a curated record